This is a messenger RNA of Effrenium voratum, 768 nucleotides long. The record is from the annotation of a GenBank genome assembly. Lineage: Eukaryota; Dinophyceae; Suessiales; Symbiodiniaceae.
AUGAACAUCCCACGCUGCACAGGUCGCGGUUUUAGUUCUGAGCUGAGCGCCUCGCUGAAGAGGCUGGCGGCCGAAGUCGCGCCCGUCCGCCAGGUGCGGCGCCGCAUCGAGAGGCCGAAGACGAGAACGCUGACACAAUGGGAGGAGAAGGCGUUGGUUCCCUACAACCCCGCAGAAGGCAUGCUGGUGCGACAGCAGGAUGAGUGGCACCAACGGCUGGCAGAGGAUCCGGUCCUGGAGUGGCAUGGCAGGCUGCAGCUCCAGAAGGCAAAACUGAAGCAGAUGCUCGAGCCACCCAAGUCGCCGCCACCGGUGGUCGAUGAGCUGCCAGAAGACGUAGUGCAGGACAUAUUCCGUGAGCUCGUCGAGGACCCGCAGGAAGAGCUGGCAGCCCGACGGGACUUCCGGCGGGCGGAGUCGCUUGCGCUGCAGCUUGAGCAUGUGCUUGCGUGCCCUCCACCGCGGCUUCAAAAGGUGCUGAAAGCGAAAGUGCGCAUCGCGAAGGUGGAGGCUGCAGACCAUGACGUUGUGGUCUAUUUUGAGUGCGACGAGCCAAAGAUGCAGCGGCGGCUCACGAAGGCGGCGCCCGUCGUGGCUGCGUCUUUGGCGCGCAGGCUGAUGAUCGCAACGGUGCCCACCUUGCAAUUUGUCCCAGCACCCAGAGGCGAGGAUGGCACAGGCAUAGCGCUCUGGCGCCAUCAGAAGCGGUCCAGGAGGCUCUUGGUGAACAAAGCGGUGCAGUGCUGGGCUGCUUCCAUGAAUUGGUGA